AUGAAAGUCGUGCACUUGAAACUCGGCGGUAAACGUUGCGCUAUUAUAUUCGACGACGCUGAUCUAGAAAGUGUGGUCUCAGCAUACCCAGAGGCCGUGGCGGAGAAGUUCCUUGCGCUCUUUAAAGGCAACUUUAGCACGGCAGCAGUCCUUGAAAAUCCUCCGGAGCCAAGCACGUCCAAUGGACCGCGGGUUGAUGGUGUUCAAUAUGAACGAGUCAAACACUAUCUCUCUGUUGGCAAGAACGACGGUACCCUAACUAUGGGAGGAGACGAGGUCUUCGGUCCUGAGGUGGUGGUUAACAUCAAGUUGGAGACCGAAGUCCUCGAAAAGGCGAACUGCACGGAGAUUGGCCUCCGUGCUUUUGUUUUCACCUAG
Molecule: messenger RNA, 378 nt
Organism: Aspergillus tanneri
Lineage: Eukaryota; Fungi; Ascomycota; Eurotiomycetes; Eurotiales; Aspergillaceae
Exons: 3
Coding region: 1-378 (125 amino acids)
Molecular function (GO): oxidoreductase activity, acting on the aldehyde or oxo group of donors, NAD or NADP as acceptor
Source: RefSeq, a predicted model, not a curated record